CCGUCUGACGUCUUCUGCGGAGGGUCAGGGUUUCUGUCUGGUGUGGGCUGGGGGCCGCAGGCUGACUGGGUCUCACUGCUUCUCUGACCUCCCACAGCUCAGCCUCUUCUGAGCCCACCAUCCACAGGGGGCUAUCGCAGGGUACCCAGUGAUAGCCUUGGCCUCAAGGAGCGGGGGACUAGCUCUCCCGCGAAUGGUCACCCCUUUUUCCCGACGGUGGAUUUGUUUCUGACCUUUGACCUGGAGCUUCUCUGCUCACGCAGGUCCCUGAACUCCACUCAGGCGUCCAGACCUCCUGUGGGUGAGGAGGGAACUGCUGAGGAAAGGCCCCCCUUCUCUCCAACCCUCCCUCCCUCCUGCGGACCCUACAUCCAGCCAAGGGUAGGCUCUGAGCUAUGAGGGCAAUUAAGGAAGUUUGUGAAACGAUUGUUAUUUCAGGGGUCUACAGUGUCAGUAUUCAUCUGACUAGCCUUUAGAGUGUCUGGGUCAGCCCCUGGGGAAGCACCGGGUGGCAUCCGUGGCUGGGGUCCUAUGGAGAUGUCAGUCCUGUAAACAGAUGAGGGCCCUCAGGGUAUGCGUGCCCUGGUAGUUAUCUCUACUGGAUGAAUGGACAUCCUGGGAGGGAGGUCGGUUCCUACUGGGGGAGGCGGGGCUAAAGAUCGACUUAAAUGGGGUCUGCGUAGGUGGAAGGGGGCAAAAGGGUAUUCCAAGCGGAGGGAGCUGCAUAUGCAAAGGUAAGAGGCUUAAACCGAGGGGGUACGGCUGGAUUCCGCGCUCUGGAGUAGCCCUGAGGUGGUGAGGGAGCAGAUCAAGCUAGCUUAGGGGGUGUGGACUGGGUCCUGUUGGUGCCUGAAGUGUUUUAAGCAAGGCAUUGGUGCGAUUAUACUUGUUUUUUGGUCGGAAUGUAUGAGCAGCUGAAUAAGGUAGUGAGAGAAGAGUAGAGGCGUCGUAUCUCAGAUUUGUGAAGCCGUAGCGGCGCCGGGUCUCGGGAGUGAAGGUGGGGUAGUGUGAGCGCAUCUGUUUGCAGACAGAGAAAGUUCAGUGUAGUCUGUUCUUUUAAGGCAGUUGGUGAAGAAAGAGAGCAACGUGAGGGUGGGAAGUGAUGCAGAAAUGAUGGAGGAUUUGUCUGUCUUUGAUUCUUUUUUGUUCAAGUUGGGACAGAUUUGAGCUGUGGGAAAAAACUGAAACUGGUACUGUAGUUUUAAAUCUUGAUAAGGUCAAAUGUAUCAGGUUUUUCCAUUAUGCCUUGAACUUGGGUUUUAUUGAAGGAGUUUCCCCUACUGCAAUCCAUAGUUCUAUAUAUAUAUUUUUUCCUACUAUUUAUAACAAGUUAUAUUAGGAAAUAUCUCAAAUGCAGCAUGCAAAGUAGAAACAGAAAGACACCUUUGUGCUUAUCAUCUAGACUGAGCAAAUGUUAAAGGUUUAUUUGCUUCAGAUUUUCUGAAGAACUAAAACCUCAUAAAUACUUGAAGGCUUUUUGCACCCUCCCUAUUGGAUUUUCCUUCUUCUCACUCAGAGGUAACUUCUGAAAUUGCUAUGUAUCCUUUCAUGGUUUGUUUUACUUACAAAUACGAAUGUAGCCAUAAACAAUAUAUACGCUUGUGUUGUAUAUUCAUCACCUUCGCCUGUAUUUCUUUUGGAUUUUUUUCUUAUUUAUUUUUAGUGUGUUGUCUAGAUACAAAUCCGUUUUGCCUUGUGCACAUUGCAAAAAUUUUGAAUGGAAUUUGAUUGGACCUAAUGUUUCUUUGAUGGGUAUAUUUUUGAGUAUGGAUCCAUUUCACUUAAUGUUCUGUAGUUUAUUUGGUUUUCUGUUGCUUUGUUAAUUUGAUUAAUUUAUAUUUUUCUGGAAAGUUGUCCAAUUUAAUUUCAACGUAAUGGCAUUAUUUAUAAUAGUCUCAUAAUUAAAAGAAAACUCCAGUAUAUCUGUAAUUGUCUCCUUUUUCAUGUCCAAAAAUUGUUUCUUUUUUGCCUUUUCUUGUUUUCUUGAUCAGUCCUGCCUGAAGUUAGUCUAUUUCAUUAGUUUAAAAUACAAAACAACUCUUUUAUUAGUUGUAAUAAAUCCUUUCCAAGAAUUGAAUUUAGUUUUUUCUUUUUAAUUUUUCAUUUUGGGCACAAUUUCAGAAUUACAGAAAACUCAUAAUAGUAGAAUGGUGCAAAGAAUUCCUAAAUACCUUUCAUCUACAUUCCCCAAAUGCUAACAUUUUACCACAUUUGUAUAGGGGGUUCCAGGAACUGGAUGGAUUUCAGGGCCAGUUAAGGAAAAAGAUGUAAACAUGAAGUGGCAGGAACACAUGCAAAGAUUAUUUACGCGUGCAUGAGGGAGAAAGGGGCCUCUUGCAGCAUGAGCCCACCCAGAGGCUGGGGCCCAGGGGCCACUUCCCAGAAGAGAGGAGGAUGAGGGAACCCCGGGGGGUAUCUCUGGGUCAAAGCCACUUGGGGUCUUUAUAGCCACAUGGUUUAUAGCUAUCAGAAACUGGGUGUGGUUUCACAGGGUGGGUAAAGCAUGCAGCUUCUAAAUGACUAAAAAUGUGCUGAUAGUUGGACUGUGUUUAAAACAUUCACAUGUGUUGACAUUUGAGUUUGGGGCUGCUGGUCUUUUGAGCUAUUGGUCUCAGUCUGCCGUGAAGAAAUAAACCACCCAGGGGCCAUCUUUGGCUCAUUGCUAAUACAGUUAGCUUUAUCCUGCUUUUCCUCCCCCCGCUAUACAUAUAUAUGUAUGUGUGUGUGUGUGUGUGUGUGUGUAAAUACUUAAAUGUGCAUUUCCCAAAAACAAUGGCAUUCUGUCACACAACCACAGUAUAAUGAUCAAAAUCAGGAGAUUAACAUCGAUGCAAUACCAUUGUCUAACCCACAGAUCUUAGUCACAUUUUACUAGCUGUCUCAAUAAUAAUUUUUCUAGCUAAAGAAAAUCCAGGAUCAUGCAUUGCAUUCCCCCCCACAUCUCUUUAGUUUCCUUUACUCUGGAACAGUUUCCCAAUCUUUCAUUGUCUUUAAUAACAUUGACGUUAUUGAAGAAUACAGGCCGGUUAUUAUAGAACAUUCCUCAGUUUAGGUUUGUCUGGUGUUACAUCAUGAUUAGAUUCAGGUAAUAUAUUUGUGGCAGAAUUUUUUUUUAAAUCUGCUUAAUUAUUUCUUUUAAAAUUUCUUCUCAUACUUGUCUUUUUUUUUACAUCUUUUGAGUUUAUUCUUUUUUUCUGUGCUAGCCUCCUGCAUUGAAUGUCAUUAAUUUCCAGUUUUAAUUUAAUGCCUAUCUUAGGGCUAUAAUUUUCCUUUAAGUAUGUGUUUGUAAAUAUCUACCAAUUUUGGUAUGUACUAGUUUUGUAGUCGUUGUAAAUAUUUUUGCAUUCUUUUUAUUUUCUGAUUUUAUUACUUUUUGGUUUAGAGAGUGGCAUCUAUGCAGUAUUGAUUUUUAAAAGAUGGGUUUAGGUUUAUUUUUUAGCUUGUCAAUUUUAUAACUGUAUCAGAUGCACUUUAAAAAAUGUAUAUUUCUCUAACUAUUGAGUUCAUUCUUCUGUCUGAUCCAAUAGGUCAAGCUUUUAAAUUGUUAUUCACAUCUUAUAUAUUCUUACUGGGUUUUUUUUUGUAUCUUAGAUCUUCAUUUCUAAAAGUAUAUACUAAACUCUUUUUGCUGUGAUUGACGAUUUGUCAGUUUCCCCUUGUUGCGUCGCGUCAGUGUUCAGGUGCAUUUGAGCUGCAUACGCAUCGUGUACAUUUGCUGGGGACACGGACCUAAGAUCGAGUUGAUUUCUGGUCAUUGCUUUGUCUCCUUCCAGUGGGUCGUUCUUUCUUGUUUUUUGUCUGUCUCCGAAUUUUUAAAAUGAAUGCCACGCAUUGUGUGUGGGAGACUUCUGCUGGGCCGUUUCAGCGUGCGGAGCUGGGAGUGCAGGAGUUUGGUUGCGACAAGACUGGUCAGCAGUUGCCAGCUGCGCAAGGCUGGCAUUUGUUGUCGCUAUGGUUACUGUCAGCCUCGGCUGGCGUGGCUCUGUGCUUGGAGCCGGCUGGUUGCUGGUCCCCGCUUCGUGGCCGGCUUCCCUCCCCGCCCCCCCCCGCCCCCCCCCCCCCCCGGUGCCCCUUGACUCUCCUCCUGCUGGCACUCCCGCCUGCUCCUCGGUGCUGGCUGGCCUGCUGGAGGAGGGGCAGGGUGCUCUUUGUGUCUCAGUCUCAGGAGGGUCCUGGGGUCUUGGGGAUGCUGCCCCUCUCCGCGAGGUUGGCGGCUCUAAAAGUCUGAGCCCAGGACCUAUGUCUGCCCCUCUCCGAUGGGGAUAGUGUGUGUUUGUUUCUUUUUCCUGCCACAUGCCGUGGGUCUUACCAGUGCUCUGGGAGCAACAGGGUUUUGCUAACCUUCCCCCAGCAACACAGGGCUUUUGUUCCUCAGGAGAGAAAUUUCGGGAAGGAUGGGGCUUCUCGCGUUUCCAGCAAUGGCAGCCACUCCCCUCCUGUAGGCCUUCACUACCCAGGGAGUCUCCACGUGGUCUCCAGCUCCGCCCUGUCUGUGUUCUUCCUCUAUAUCUGUAUAACAAACAAAUCACCACACAUUUAGUUGUUUAAAGCAGCUCACAGCUCGGAGGCCAGACGUCCCAGUGGGAUGGCCACGCUCUCUGCUCGGGUCUCUAAGGCCAAAAUCAAGGCACUGGACGGGGCGGCCUCUUCUCCGGCGCUCCGGGGGAGAGUCCGCUCCAGGAGUUCGGGGUCAGGGGAAGUGAGUUUCUGGCGGUUUAGGUCGGAGGCCCCUGCGUCCCUGCCCACUGUCGGCUGAGGGCCUGUCUCAGCAUCUUCUCACACUCACGUCUGUCUUCAAAGCCAGAGACGAUGCACCGGCUCCUUCUUGGGCUUUCGUUCUUCCAGACUCCCCCUCUGACCCCCAUCCGUUUCCAACUCAGAGGUAAAGUGUCCUGCCGAUAUUUUGACCCGAGUCUCACUAUGUCGUCUAUUUAUUUGCAGGUUUUCUUAGUGUCUUUGCAAAGGCUUAGAAUCGGACUGUAGCCAGGGCGGCUCUGUCCUGUCUGCAUAUUCAAGCUUCUUUCUACCCGCUUCUACCUGCAGAGUCUCCGAGGCCGGAGCUGAGCCUCCAGCUGACGACGAAAGAAAAUGGGCGUGAGAGAGGUGUUCAGAGCCACCCAGCUUACUAGAGGCCGAGCCAGCACUAGCCCCCAGGGCUCCUGUCCGGAGGAGGCUGGGCGGGGCCCUCAUCGCUAAGCCCCGCCCCUCCCCACCCUCCACCCCUUCAGACCUUCUCACGGAUUUCCUCUCCUCCAGGGGCAGGACUCUGAUAGGAGGUCAUGGAGAGAGAACCCAGUAAGAUGAUAUAUGUAUAUUUUUAUGCCAUACUUAAGUAUUAAACAAUGAGCACGUUUACUGUGGAAAAAAUUAGAAAAUGUGGAAAACAAAUCCUACCGUGUGAAGGUAACCAUUGCUAACAUUUUGCGUGUUUUCUAUAGAAGUUUUUUCUUUACAUGUUUAUGAAAACCCAUUCCAUGACGAUGAAGCAGGAAAUGGAGUAGAGGGUCACAGACCACUGUUUUUGAGCCACGCUGUUGGGCCCGCCUUCCUGUAUUAGCUUCUUGGGGCCGCCAUCACAAGUACCACAGGCUGAGUGGCUUACACAACAGAAAAUGAGUCUCACACAGUUCGGGAGGCUGGAAGUCUGAGAUCAGGGUGUGGGCAGGGUUGGUUCCUCUGAGGCCACGAGGGAGGACCUGCUCCAGGCCUCUCCCCGAGCUUCCGGAGCUCUGCUGGCAAUCCGUGGUUUCUGCUGCAUCACCCUGACCUCUGUCUCUGUGUCUAAAUUUCCCCUUUUCAUAAGGACGCAGCCAUAUUGCGUUAAGAUCCACCCCAGUGACCUCAUUUUCACUUGAUCGUCUGCAAGGACCCUCUUACUAAGUAAGGUCAUGUUCUGAGGUCCUGGGGGCUAAACCUUCGACAGAGCUUUUGGGGGAACACAAUUAACCCAUUGUACUUCCCCUCCAGGAAGCUAUCUCAGGGAACCCCAUAGCUGUUGGGUCACUUCAGGUUAUAAUAGAAUAGGCCCCCCUCAGUUGCCAGCUGUCUGUGAACAUCAUACUCUCAUGUCCAGUCUCCAGCUUCUCCCUGCCCCAUGUGGAGCCAGAGGUCUGGGGCCUCGUCAUGGGAAGGGCAUGUGAUCUGUUCUGUCUCUGCUCCUUGACUCUUCCUUCUCACUGGAUUCCCUCCUUUCUCCUCCAGGGUCAGGGUAUGAGGAGGGGAGAGUAGAGGAAAAAAUAGCUCAGAUUUUCCCCUGCUUGGUGUUAUUUGUAGCUCUCACCUGCCUAGUGCUGGCUGCCCUCAACUCUGCAGGAGGCCAUGUGAUGGCCCUUUGUCGGGGUGCCCAGCCUGGGACACCAGCAGUGGCUCUCUGCAGACCUCCAUGCUCUUGGCUCAGUGGUCCUGCCCCUCAGGACCAGCUCUCUUCACCCUGCCAGCAGCCUGCUUCAUCAGCACCCCUGCAGUAGGGCUUUAAGCCCACUUAGCUUCCCCACCAUCCACUUGGCUCCCCCGAGAACCCUCCCAUCCUUGAUCCAGCAAACGUGCAGCUGGCUUCCGCUCCUGCGCCCUCCCCUCCCCUGGCUGCCGUGGGGAGCCUCUGACUUCUGAAUUCUUCAGCUGGAGAGCUGACUCCUGUUUCUGGGUUCCUGCAUGCCCUAAACAUUCAAAGGAGCCCCCCUCUGGGGAGCUUCUGCAGCUGGACAUACGCCAGCCUGGGGCUGUAGUUCUCCCUUUUUCCAGGCUCCCUCCAGCACCCAUGAACAGCUUUCUUGGAGCACACCCCCUCUUGGCUUGCAAGGGGAGCAAUCCCCGACUAGGACGGGAGGCAAGCCCACGGUACACUUGCUCAACAGACAGCUCUCCUUUGAUAGUUCCCUCCCCCAAAGGAAGGAAUCUGUUAGGGUGUGUCUGGAAGCUCCUCCUUAGAACUUGGGGUGUUUGGGAUUUAGCUGAAAUUUCCAGGCACGUGGGAAAAAAUCCCAUCCAUCCUCCUGUUACGCAUCUGUGAGUCAUAUGCUAUGUAUCCUGCCUUUUUCACCUGCUGGUGUUGUUGGAAGAUCAUUCCAUGUCAAAUAUUUAUAAUAUUUUAAGUUGAUUCAUAGCUUGGCAUGCUUUAAUUGUAUCAUAAUUUAUUAACCAAUCUCUUAUUUUUAAGCACUUAGGUAGCCUCCAAUUUUUUUAAAAAAGACACCCUCAGAAUUCUUUAUGGAGUUUCUGUAAUUCUAGAGUUUUAGUGUCUCUGCAGAAUUCUUGGAUCAAACUCCAGUGUGUCUCUGUCCUGAGUAGGAACUUACCUAGGACCAACCUCGUGUCUAUUCAGGAGAGAUAGGUGUGGGGUCCAGUUGAUGCUUCCAGCCACAGUAAAUUUGCUCCUGAACCUUCGUGUUCCGGUUCCCUGGGAAAAUGAGGAAAGGAGGAGGGCUCAGGAGAAGUCAUCAGAUCUUGUCCCAUAUUUGGUGUCUGCUUUUCCCAGACCAGCAAGGAAGGACCAUGUGCCAGGGGUCGUUAUCAUUCAGAGACGUGGCUGUGGGCUUCACCCGUAAGGAGUGGCAGCAGCUGGACCCUACGCAGAGGACCCUGUACCGGGAUGUGAUGCUGGAGAACUACAGCCACCUGGUCUCCGUGGGGUGUCAAGUCACCAAACCAGCUGUGAUCUCCAGGUUGGAGCAGGGGCAAGAACCGUGGAUGAAGGAGGAAGAGAUCCUCAGAUGGAGCUUUCCAGAAGUUUUGCAAGUUGAUACCCAAGUAGAGAGACAACGGGAACACCAAAACAAACUUUUGAAGCAAGCUGCACUCCUAGACAAGAAAAAAUUGACCACAGAAGGGCAAAACGCAUGUAACACAGUCGAAAAAAACACCUGUCAGAACACAAACGUCGUUUCUUCAGGACAACAGGUCCCUAAGUGCAAGUCAUGUGGAGCAGCCUUGCCGGGUAAUGCAGGCGUUACUCCUAACGCGUACCUUGCAAGAAGGAGAUUUGAAUAUGAUGCACAGGGGAACUUAUUUCUCUAUUCUAAGCUGGAAACUCCACAUUCUGGGGCACACCCACGUGAAUGUAACCAAUGUAGAAAUGCUUUAAGCCAUGACCAAGCCCUUAAUGCUGAUCAGAGAACCGACAGUAACGAGAAACCCCACAAAUGUACCAAAUGUGGGAAAGGCUUCUCCCAUAAAUCAGAAAUCAUCACCCAUCAGAGUGUCCACAGGGAUGAGAAGUCCUCUGGAUGCAAUGACCAGGGGGAUGGCCUGAGGGAGGAGAAGGUUUGCCUCAGCAAAAAACGUCCGGGAAACCACACAGACGAGAAACCCGGCGGAAAUGGCAAAUGCGGUAAAAGGCUCUCCCCAGAAACAAGCCUCUCCAUACCCGAGGCCAUUCUGGCUGGAGAGAAGCCUUAUAAGUGUUCAGACUGUGAGAAAAUCUUCUCCCACAAGUCACGUCUCAUCGAACACCACAGAUCCCACACGGGAGAGAAACCCUAUGGCUGCGAAGAAUGUGGGAAAUCUUUCUCCCGGAAGUCAUGCCUCAUUAUCCACUACAGAAUCCACACAGGAGAGAAGCCCUAUGGCUGCAGCCAGUGUGGGAAAGCCUUCUUCCAGAAGUCACACCUCAUCCUUCACCAGAGGACUCACACUGGAGAGAAACCCUACGAGUGCAGCGAAUGCGGGAAGGCUUUCUCCCAAAACUCCUGCCUCAUCAUACACAAGAGAACCCAUAUGGGCAAGAAGCCCUAUGAAUGCUCUGACUGUGGGAAAACGUUCUCCCAGAAGGCGAACCUCAUCAGACACCACAGAAUUCACACCAGGGAGAAACUGUAUGGAUAAAGUGAGAGAGAAGUUUUCAUCAGGAAUUCCCAACACAUCUAGGAAUGAAAACCCUGUGGAUUUUGUGAACAUGGAAAAUCCUUCAGCAAGAAGUCCAAUGCCACUGUGGGCAGACCUUCCUACCAACUUGGAGAACUAGGAAAUGCUUAUUCUCUUAAAACUAAGGAUAGAAGGGUAAUGAUGCUCUAGAGAGAUCUAUUUUUAUAGGAUAAACUUAAACUUAACUAUGAAGUGUAUCUGUGUCUACAUUAACUGUGGCUAUUGAGCUGUAAGUGAAUAAUUUAAACCAUUAAUGUAACAGACUGAAUAAGCCACAGAACAAUGCCAGGGGUAUGCGGGGACUAUGUUCCUGGAGAUGCUACAUAAACAGAAUUUUAUUUUACUUAUUUUUGAACUGCAUUUGUAGUUGAACAUAAUUGUGAACUUGUAGACACAGAUACCAUAAUAUGUAGGAUGACAUCUAUCAAGAGUUUCCACACUAAAUUACACCCUUUUGUCUUUAAUAUACGUUAUAACUGGGAUUUACUACUCAACCGGAAGUCCAUACACCGUACCACACACCAUUUGGUUUUUUGUUUGCUGGCAAGUAUUACAGAGCCCCCCUGGAUCUGGAAACCAGCAAUUUCAUGACAUCCCCUGAUCUCUCUCCAUCAACUAGUUUAUAAGUCAUGUUAAAUGAGUAAGGUUGGGACUCCCUUUUCUGGCAGUAUAGUGGACCACCUAAAGUGAAAAAUGUUCCACUGUAAACCACUUGAAAUUAUGGACAAUAACAGGUGACAUUCUUUUAAAUGCAUAAUUCAGCUUGCAAGAAAAUCAGUGAGGUUUCCAGGUGCCAGUUCCAGAGGGAACUGAAAAGUGUGUGAGUUGAUGCUGUAAGCUUCCCUGUAGGUUUGUUUACCCAGAAGCUUGGGUGUUAAAAGCUAUAGGCAGAAGGCUUGGCACUGAAAUACCUCAUAAAUUGAGAAAUUUCAAAAGCCUGUACAUAUAGGGAAAGGAUGGACCAGAGAAAAACCUGCUCAUUUGCUCAGGAAGCUUGCCUGUCUUUCCCUGGACUCUGGUAGGGAAAGAAUUUACCCUGAUGAUUCACAAGCUGUGACCUGCACCUCUUACGAGUUAGAAUUGUGAAUUUGCUCUACUCGUGCCCCAGUUGAAAAACUGAACAAUUAACAUAGAAAUUUGUCCUGGUCUUUGAAGCAACUUUACAGAAGCAAACACAAACUAUUCUUGGAGAAAGACACCCUCAACCUGUGUUUCCCAGGGUUCUGACAUACAAACCCAAGAUGAGGUCAUAAUCUAGAAUUAUAAAAUGUGAAGAAAGUCAACAGACAUUUUAACAAAAUAAAAACCUCAAGUCUUUUAAGGUGAUAGAAAAAUCUGAAAUUCUAUAAAAAUGACUGUCUUGAAAAAAUGAAAAAAAUCAAAACUGCAUGAAAGCAGACACAAAGAAAGAUAACUGGCUUAUUUGGAAAAAGAACCACAUAGCGUGUCUAAAAAUGAAAAAUAUAGUCACUGAAAUUUAAAACUCAACGUUAAAAUAUUCUACAUGUCAAACAGAUUAUACUCAGCUGAAGAAAAUGGGAACAGGAAGGCAGAGCCAUAAGCCAAUUCACAGAAUUCAGUAUAUAGAGAGGUGGAAAAUGUGAAAGAAUGGGGGAAGAGCCAUACAAAUGAGAAGAGCAGGCACUUCCCUGGCGUCCAGUGGUUAAGACUCCAAGCUUCCACCGCAGGGGGCACGGGUUCGAUCCCUGGUCAGGGAACUAAGAUCCUGCACGCUGCAAAGCACGGCCAAAAAUACUAAAAACAAAACAAAAAAACAGAAGAGCAAACAGGAGCUCCUUAAAGACAAAAUGAAAAAAACGGAAGAAAAGUAAAUAUUCAAAGAUGUAUUGGCUCAGAUUUAACAAAAGAUGUGCAUUAACAUGCAUAUGUGUGUGAAAUAUAUAUGUGUAUAUAUAUGCAUAUAUAGACAUGCAAUAUAUGCCUAGCUGAAUAACUAAAAAUAAGUUCACAUCUAGAUGUACUCGAUGUAUAUCCGUCCAGAGUCUAGCUAAGCUGCUCUCUAGUAUUGCUGCCUCAUCCAUCGUGUUUGGUCAGAUGGCUGCAGGAACCUUAAGCUGACACAAGCCCCUCGUGCAAGGACAUGCCCUAUAGCAGCCGCUCGGCCACAAGCAGAUGUAAGUCCCUGGAGUGACUGCCCCGCAGCCCUUGUGAUCAGUAGCUCACCUGCCUCCCAGUGCCUGUAAGCUUUACGCACCCCUUAGCCAGGACCCCCGUGAGCUUACCAAAACCCUGCUCUUUGGGUUUGGAUUGAUCAAUCUGGUCCUAACCUAGAAACCCCAGAGCACUCCCCCGUGGACCCUAAUAAAGGGAUGUGUGCCAAGUCCAGUCCCUGUCUGCACUCCGCCUUGACCCCCCCCUGGGGCCCCUCCCAGUGUGCUGUGUGCUUGGUCCAGGCCCUGUGAGUAAUAAACUUGCUGAUUUCGAUUUCUCCGUGGUCUGUUGCUGAACCCACUCAUCGUCCUGCACCCUGUGCUCCACUUAACAAGUGUUAAUUUCACGAAGUCUUCACAGUUGGGAACAGGAUGGUAGAGUCUUGCAAUUGGCUGGUGGAGAAAUGCCUUUGGCUGGCAAACGGGCUGUGGCUGUGUCUCCCACAGGUUGCUGCCCCGUGGAGGGUGAACUCCCCCAGUGGGUGUUAGACUUUGGGUGUACUUCCCCACUCCAGGCACAGACCCAGCUGCUGACUGUUAGGAGACUUGGCCCCGGUUUCCAAAAGGUCCUGUCGGGGCAGGUGAGGGCUGAGAUGCACCCUGCCAUGAGCACUCAGCCACCACCGACUCACCAAAGCACUGGUUCUAGGCUCUGAGGUCCCAGCUCCGGUGAUCCUGCUGCCUCUGCGCUGGUGGGGGUGAGCCCGAUCCCAGUGAGGCUGAUUGGGACACCCUGAGGGGAAGCAGCUGCCUAUGAGUCCGGCUGCCCGGGAUUCCACUGCAGACCUUUAUGGUAACAUCCCCAAGGCCAAGUCAGUUGUCAGCGUGGCGGGUAAUAGAGAAUUAGAAGCUGAAACUUGGAACUGUAUUGCAUCUUCGAAAGUUGCUGAGUGAGUGAAUCUUGAAAGUUCUUAUCACAAGAAAAUAAAAUUUGGCAAUUACAUGAAGUGAUGUUCACUACAGUCAUGACCGUGAUCAUUUCGCAAUGUACACAGGUCGCGAAUCAUUGUGUUGUACUACCUGAAACCAAUAGGAUGUUAUGUGUCAAUUAUCUCUCAAUACAUAAAUAAACUGAAACUUGAAACUUGA
Orcinus orca (killer whale) is the source of this 12119-nucleotide messenger RNA. Its product is annotated as zinc finger protein 300-like. Gene Ontology annotation, molecular function: DNA-binding transcription repressor activity, RNA polymerase II-specific. The coding region runs from base 7405 to 8820 and encodes 471 amino acids. Gene Ontology annotation, biological process: negative regulation of transcription by RNA polymerase II. The record is from RefSeq and is a predicted model, not a curated record. Lineage: Eukaryota; Metazoa; Chordata; Mammalia; Artiodactyla; Delphinidae. The transcript is spliced from 6 exons.